Messenger RNA from Acanthosepion pharaonis, 2817 nucleotides. Lineage: Eukaryota; Metazoa; Mollusca; Cephalopoda; Sepiida; Sepiidae. The record is from the annotation of a GenBank genome assembly.
AUGGAUGUAAAUGACCCUCCAUCUGCUGAACCCAGUGUUGCAGAGAAUGUGACCUUUGGGGAUUUAGUGACUUUAUUGGAAAAAAUCCAGAGAACACACGGAAAUGCUAAAAAACGAGAAAUUCUUGCCAAAUUCAUUCAGCACUGGCGAGAUGCCCAUCAUAAUCUCCACAAAGGCAAGAAAACGACUGACUCUUUCUAUCCAGCUAUGCGCCUUUUACUACCCCAUUUAGAAAGAGAACGACUGGCUUAUGGUAUCAAAGAGCAUAUGUUGGCUCGGCUUUUGAUUGAUGUGCUGUGUCUGGGAAAAGACAGUGCUGAUGCAUCCAAAUUAAUGCACUAUAAAGCAGUCAAGGCUACACAAUUUGGUGCUGGAGACUUUGCUAACAUAGCUUAUUUUGUCCUGAAGAACCGCUGCCCUGAGAAAGGAACUCUGACUAUUGCCGAUGUGAACACCAGUCUCGAUGCAAUUGCUGUCAACAAUUCCAGCAAGAAGAAGGAAUUGGUGCGCAAGAAUAUGAUGCAUCUUUUACGCAAUUUGGCUGCCUUAGAACAAAAAUGGCUAAUUCGAAUGAUUUUGAAAGAUCUAAAAAUUGGUCUCAGCCAACAAUCCAUAUUUGCUGUGUUUCAUCCAGAUGCUGAUGAAAUGUACAACGUCAAUAACAGUUUAGAAAAAGUUUGUAUUCAACUUCAUGAUCCAAAUCUGAGAUCCCAUGAAAUUGCUAUCAGUGUGUUCUCCCCAUUUUCUCCCAUGUUGGGUGAAUUUGGAAAUCCGGACAAAAUUUCCAAAGUAAUGGCCGGCAAACAAUUUUUCAUUGAAACAAAGUUUGAUGGCGAACGAAUGUUACUUCAUAAGCAAAAAGGGGAAUACAAAUAUUUUUCUCGAAGUGGAACAGAUUACAGCAAAUAUUUUGGCUGCACAAAAUAUGAAGGAAGUCUAAGCCAAUACAUCCAUAAUUGUUUUCAUGAAGAAAUUAAUUCAUGCAUUUUGGAUGGGGAAAUGCUUGGAUAUCAUUCAGCCACAAAGACAUUUGGUUCUAAAGCUGACCAUUAUGAUAUAAAGGCUCGUGAUCUUGGAGAAUAUCAGGCUUGCUACUUUGUAUUUGACAUUCUUCUCUACAACGAUUUAGUUUUGUCCAAUCGACCUCUUCAAGAAAGAGUUCACUUUUUAAAAAAAGUUUUCCAACCGAUUGACGGCAGAAUUCACAUAAGUGAAUUUAAAAUUGCAAAUUCAAGAGAUGCUUGCAUUGAUGCCUUGAAUAAUGCCAUAGACAAUCGCGAAGAAGGAAUUAUGGUAAAAGACUGUGAAUCUAUCUAUCGUCCUAGUGCUCGGCGAGGUGGCUGGUUCAAACUGAAACCAGAAUAUGUGGAUGGAUUGAUGGAUCAGCUUGAUGUUCUUAUUGUGGGUGGAUUUUGGGGCAUUGGUCAUCGGGGUGGGUUGAUGUCCCAUUUCCUUUGUGCUGUGGCACUUCCAACGCCCACAGGGAAGAAACCAAGUGUCUUCUGGUCUUUCUGCAAAGUUGGUUCUGGUUACACAAAAAAAGAAUUGAUUGACUUCAAUAAGAAAUUGGCUGACUACUGGCAACCUUUUGAUCGUAAAAAUCCUCCAAGCUCAAUUAUCUUGGCCUCUGGAUUUAAAGAGCAACCAGAUGCUUGGAUUGAACCGUCAAAAUCUUGCAUUGUACAGGUGAAAGCAGCUGAGAUUGUAUCAAGUGGACGAUUCAAAACUGGUUAUACUUUGAGAUUUCCCCGUGUUGAAAAGAUUCGUGAGGACAAACCUUGGUUUGAAUGCAUGACAACUGAAGAUUUAGAUGACUUGAGACAGAAAUCUGGGGGCAAAUUGGCAAACAGAUUGUUGAGAAGGAAAAAAGCCAUCACACAAGAAAGACCCAAAGUUGGUGCCAAUUUUCAGGCAGCAGACACAUCACAAGUCAAACAGGAAUCAGACAUGUUAUGCAAUAAGGAGAUUUGUGUUUACAAUGGAUCCAAAGAAUGUUCAAAGGCUGAACUUGAGAAAUUGAUUGUAAAAUUUGGAGGCAAAGUUGUCCAGAACCCAGAUUCCAUCACAAACUUUGUUUUGGCUGACAAAGUGACAGUUCGAGUAAAUAAUUUGGUGAAAGCAAAUUCUCAUGACAUUGUCAAAGUAUCUUGGUUUCUGAAAUGUGCUCAGGCUUUUCAGUUGUUCCCAUGGACACCACAAGACAUGAUCCAUGCUUCUCAAGGAACUGUAACUCAUUUUCAAAAGGAUUUUGAUCAAUUUGGUGACAGUUACACACAACCAUCAACAAUUGCAGAUUUGAAACAAGUUUUCAAUAACAUUGACCAGAGUGGCUUCCCACGGCUAACAUCUUCAGAAAUUGCAGACGUGGAAGAGGAAUAUUUUCAAGAUGAGUCUCCAUAUGGAUUAUUCCGAUUUUGCAGAGUUUAUAUUGACAACAAAUUGGAUCCACUUGUGGCCACUACACAAAUUCCUCAUUCACCUUUGGAUUUAUUGGCUUUAGAACUCAGAUAUUUUGGAGCCUCUAUUGAACCUAUCUUAACUAAUAACGUAUCACAUGUUAUCAUAGACAAAGGUGACCUCUCAAGACUCUACUUUUUUAAAGAUAUACGUCGUCAACAGACCCAGAAGUUCCACAUCAUCUCUUCACAGUGGAUAAAAGAUUGGACCCACCCCCCUCCUGACUUAGCUGAGCUGGCCCUACCCUCCCCUACGCCAACCCUUGUAUGGACGGCCCCCUGGAGUAGUAGCCAUGAGAUUAAGGCUGCUGCUGCUGCCGCCGCUACUGCCGCCCCUGCUGCUGCUGCCCCGGUUGCUUGA